This is a messenger RNA of Penicillium mononematosum, 1098 nucleotides long. RefSeq names its product TauD/TfdA family dioxygenase. The record is from RefSeq and is a predicted model, not a curated record. Gene Ontology annotation, molecular function: oxidoreductase activity. The coding region runs from base 1 to 1098 and encodes 365 amino acids. The transcript has 3 exons. Lineage: Eukaryota; Fungi; Ascomycota; Eurotiomycetes; Eurotiales; Aspergillaceae.
AUGCCUUCCGUCCAACCUUUAAAACACGUGCCUGGAUCUGUCGUAGAUUUUGGGGUAGCAAUCGACGUGGAUUUGGAGAACCUGACCGGUAUCACUACGAUGACUUCGCCAUUGUUCGUGACGCUCUAUACCACCACCAUCUUGUUUUAUUCAAAAAUCAACAGAAUCUCUCCCCCAAAAGCCCAAUAUGAGCUGACCAAACGUUUUGAUCCGGCCUCCGAAGCGUACGGCCACGACAAAACUGCUGAUAAUUUUAUCCACGAAUAUUUCACGGGGAUCCCCGAUCAACCCCAGGUCCAGAUUAAGGGACACGGCUUUAUCGAGUCUUUCAUGGGCCUCGAAGACAUCAAGCUGCGGCAUCCCCAUCACCGCCGUUCCCACCGUGAGGUGAUUCCCGAAGACAAAGCCGACGCAUAUACCCGCUUCAAUCGCUGGCACAUCGACGCGGCGUUGUAUGAUCUCAACCCGCCAAAAGUCACCACCCUCAUGGCGGUGCAAGUGCCCAAAGGUCGUCGCCAGACGAUAUUAUACGACGAUGGUUCAGGAGAGGAGCUGGAUGCACCCCUAGCAACCACAGCGUUUAUCUCUGGUCAGAAGAUGUUCAACAUGCUUUCUCCGGAAGAUCAGGAAUUCGUCCGUACAAGCAAGGUGGAAUAUGCACCACAUCCAUACAACUGGAUCAAACCCGCUAAAAUGCACCCCACCGGCCUAAGCGUAUAUACCGAAGGCCGUGAGAAGCCUGAAUCCGAACUACCUCCUGUCGACCCUUCCAAGAUCCAAAUUCUACCCAUGGCCUGGAAGAACCCUGUAACAGGCAACCUAUCUCUACAGGUCCACCCGGCUGCAAUUCGCAGGAUCCAUCUCGCCGAUGGAAGUACUAUUGACAAUUUAAAAGAGGUUCGAGAUAUUAUGUACCGUCUUCAACGUCCCGCAAUCAGUCCACAGUAUGUAUAUGCGCAUAACUGGGAAGAGGGAGAUAUGGUGCUUUUCAAUAACCAUGGCUUGCUGCAUACCGUUGUGGGUUCGUUGAGGCCGGAUGAUAUAAGAGUCUUUAGGCAGUGCAAUCUGGCUGCGUCGGAGCCACCAGAAGGGCCGUGA